AUGGCUGUCCAAAGCAAGCUUACAAAGGUAACCGCUAGAUCAGGAUUGCCUGCCGAGCUUCAACCUGCCCUGGCUACUCUCUUGAGAGCCUAUGGUCUCGGAUGGGCCCUUUCUAGCGUGCCUACCUUUCUGGGUCUGUUAAUCAAGACAAUAUUGGCCCUCAUAAAAGGCCAGGGUCCAGCAAAGGUCCUGUCCUUAUUCUUCAACGGCAUCCAAAAGACUCUCAAGGACAGUGUGACAAAGAACGGUCUCCCUUACGUGAUGGCAGGUGCCUUUGGAUGUCACCGCUUUGUUGCUUAUCUAUUGAAUCGUAUCCCAUACGCAACGUCCUGGUUCACCAAGAAGAACAUCCAGCGCAUAUCUAUUUUCCUGUCAGCAGCAACCACAAUGCACUUUGUUAGACGAUCAUUCAAGGCCACAAAGACCAUGGACCUUACCUUACUUGCCUUUUCGCGUGCAUUGGAUGUGUUGGCUCACCGCGCCUACGUCUCACCUAUCGUACGCAAACACAUGCCUGCCUGGUUACUUGAACACUUUAGUGUCGUUGCAUUUACAGCCGUCACAACAGAAGCAGUAUGGACAUGGAUGUAUGAACCCAGUAGACUUCCAAGAUCUUAUUCAACCUGGAUCGCUGGUGUGGCUGGUGUAGACGACAGAAUCUUACAGACCCUGAGAAAUAUUCGGAAUGGAACUUAUACAUAUGGUUCAGCAGCAAUUGCCAAUGGUGCAGGUCCAAUCAUCGAAGUCUGUAAAGAGUUUGGUAUCGAUCCUGCCCUUGCUGAUCCACUGCAUGGCAGAUUCCCUUGCUCGGCUGUACAUAAUGGAUUACCUUUUGGGUGUGAGGUCGCUGGUUUAGAUAAAUUCGCCUAUGUGUUCUCAAAGGGAUUCCCACUCUACUUUACCGUACACGCCCUUCCUCCUCUCUUGUUUUCCACCAAGCGCCUAAAGAGCGAUCCUGCACAGGGAUUGCUUCAAAUCCUGCAGGGAUCCGUAAUGUCGGCCUCAUUCCUGGCCAGUCUGAUCGCGUCUAUCUUUUACAUCAUUUGUUUAAUCCGAACACGCAUUGGACAUCAGUUACUAGGCAUUCCACAAAAAUACCUCGAUUCACCAUGGACACCAUUUGUGGGCUGUGUACUGAGUGGAGCAACUAUCAUGGUAGAGAGCAAGCAUCGUCGAGCAGAAAUGGCUCUUUACGUCGCUCCCCGUGCUCUCCAGUCCUUCUUGGACCGACUCUUGGAACCUUAUAAGCGCGGUCGCUGGUGGGAGAAGGUCGGUGGCAAUACCGUCGAGACCAUGGUGUUUGCAACCUCCCUUACUGUUAUUCUCGAGGCCCUUUACACUAACGACACUAUGCUCCGGUCCUCAGUAAAGUCUCUCUUUUCCUGGAUUCUCAAGGACGAACUCAGAGAAGCCAAGGCAGUCAAGGAGGCAGCCCAGGCUAAAGAAGAAGAUAAAACUAAAGCAUCUACACACAUAUCCAACAUCCCAUUCCAUGGUUAA
This is a messenger RNA of Phycomyces blakesleeanus NRRL 1555(-), 1500 nucleotides long. RefSeq lists its product as hypothetical. The record is from RefSeq and is a predicted model, not a curated record. NCBI's taxonomy places the organism in Eukaryota, Fungi, Mucoromycota, Mucoromycetes, Mucorales, Phycomycetaceae. The coding region runs from base 1 to 1500 and encodes 499 amino acids. The transcript has 4 exons.